Molecule: messenger RNA, 1193 nt
Organism: Cornus florida
Lineage: Eukaryota; Viridiplantae; Streptophyta; Magnoliopsida; Cornales; Cornaceae
Product: protein COP1 SUPPRESSOR 2
Exons: 6
Coding region: 122-961 (279 amino acids)
Biological process (GO): mRNA splicing, via spliceosome
Cellular component (GO): spliceosomal complex
Source: RefSeq, a predicted model, not a curated record
UAUAAUAAUCUUGAACAAUAUAAAGGAGGUUCAUGUAAUCAAGAAAAACCUCCGUGGAGGUCAUUAUACUCAGAUCUGUCAAAGGUCGUAGCUUCAUAGGAAACUAAAAAGAUCGUUGAACAUGAAGGUGAAAAAUUUCCGAAAAAGAAGUGCAGAAGGCGACGAAGACGGUCAACUUCUGAAAGAUGACGACGAGGAAGAAAGGAGGUUGGCGUUAGAAGAGGUGAAAUUCCUUCAGAAACAGAGGGAGAGGAAGUCUGGAAUUCCUGCAAUACCGACAGCAACCCAGGUUUCGGUGGGCGGUGGAAGCGCCAGCGUCAGCGGUGGUUUGGUUUCCAAGAAAGUAACCGACAAGAGCGAAGGGGAUGGGGAGAAAGACGAGUUGGUCUUACAGGAUACCUUCGCCCAGGAAACUGCUGUCAUGGUCGAAGACCCCAAUAUGUUGAGAUAUGUUGAACAAGAAUUGGCAAAGAAAAGAGGAAGGAAAAUUGAUGAAGCAGAUCAAGCUGGGAAAGAUAUGACACAUGCUGAGGACGAAUUAUACAAAAUUCCAGAGCAUCUUAAAGUGAAGAGGCGAAACUCAGAAGAAAGCUCUACUCAGUGGACUACUGGGAUUGCGGAAGUUCAGCUCCCCAUUGAAUACAAGCUGAGAAAUAUUGAGGAAACAGAGGCUGCCAAAAAACUCCUACAGGAAAAGAGGCUCAUGGGUCGGUCCAAAACAGAAUCUAGCAUUCCCUCGAGUUACAGUGCAGAUUAUUUCCAACGCGGCAGGGACUACGCUGAAAAACUUAGGAGAGAACAUCCCGAGCUGUACAAGGACAGAGGUGCAGAGGACAAUGGUUUGGAGUCUAGACCAGGUGAUUCUAGUACUGAAGCAGCAGGACAGAGGCAAGCUGCAACGGAUGAGUUCAUGCUUGAGCGUUUCCGCAGACGAGAAUGCCAUCGUGUAAUUCGGAGAUGAAAUGCACUCGAGUGCUUGAUUUAUCUUCAAUCUCAAUAAAAUGUGAAAUACAGUCCUCUAGUGAUUCAACUAUUUUACUCUAGCUUCUGUUGUAAUAUCUGAUCUUUGCGUUGCCAAAUUGAUUUUGUUGUGAUUCCAUUUUCCUUGUUUCAUGUUAUUACUCUUAUUAUUAUUGGUACCUUCAUUUUCUUACUUCCUCUUCAAUGGGAAGGAGAUGCAACAUUUUUUGAAA